Molecule: messenger RNA, 1156 nt
Organism: Aspergillus ibericus CBS 121593
Lineage: Eukaryota; Fungi; Ascomycota; Eurotiomycetes; Eurotiales; Aspergillaceae
Product: nucleic acid-binding protein
Exons: 3
Coding region: 76-987 (303 amino acids)
Molecular function (GO): RNA binding
Source: RefSeq, a predicted model, not a curated record
GUGAAGUUCCCCGAAAAUCCUUGUUUUGUUUAAAAAUUAUUUUUUUCCGGGAGGUGUCGCUUUGAUAAGAGAAACAUGUAUUCCUUCCGCGCAGCUUGUCGGCUUCUGUCGUUGACGGCCCCCGCGCCGUUGCGCUCAACCCGAGCGAUUCCAUCCUUCACAUCUCGCGUAACCGUUCCUCUCCGAAUCUCACAGCCGCUUCUCCAGAGCCGCUGGAACAGCGACGAAGCCAAACCCCAAUCCGAGCCUGCCAGCACCGAUGCCCCGGCCGAGACUGAAUCCCAGACGGAAUCCCACGAUGGAGCCCCAUCAUUCCGGUUCGUCGGAGCGGAACGUCCCUCCGCAGAAAGUAUCAAUGAGGCCAUCGCUGCGAAGCGGAGAAAGCGCUCCCGGCUCCUGUCGACGCCUGCGGACCCGAAGGAGACGGUUUUCAUUGGGAAUCUCUUCUACGAUGUGACCGCCGAGGAUCUGCGCCAGACCAUGGAGAAAUACGGAACCGUCGAGCAGGCGAUUGUCGUGUUUGACAGCCGGGGACUCAGCAAAGGGUACGGCUAUGUGCAAUUCGAUUGUACCGAUACGGCUCACCGCGCCGUGGCCGCCAUGCAUCUGCGCCUCUACGAGGGACGUCGCGUUACCGUGCAAUUCGCCCAGAACAACCUGUACACCUACCGGGAGAAGAGGCCGCCGUCGAAGACCUUGUAUGUCGGGAACAUGCCGUUUGAGAUGACCGAUCGGGAUAUCAAUGAGUUGUUCAAGGAUGUGCAGAAUGUCAUUGAUGUGCGGGUCGCCGUGGAUCGUCACACCGGACACCCUCGGGGUUUCGUGCAUGCGGAGUUCAUCAGCGUUGCCAGUGCCCAGCAGGCCUUUGGCAUCUUGGAGAACAAGAUGCCGUAUGGGAGAAAGCUGCGCAUUGACUUCAGCGAGGGCACCAACCGGCGCGUGACUGAGCCGCUCGUCAGGGCUGCUAAAGCCAAUAACCCUGAGUAAGUAGUCUACCACGGCUGGCCUGGGUGAUAUCUUUCCGGUUUGGCAGAGGCUUUCGGGAGGGAAAAUUGUCAUGUAUUAUACCUGAACGAUUUCUUUUAUAGUUUUGUAUUCUAGAUAGACUAUUUAUCAUUAUUCCUCGGGGCCUUACACAAUAGAAUGCAUGGGAUGC